AUGAUUGUGGACUUCAGGAAGAGCACUGUCCCCCCACCCCCACCCUCCGUGAUGGACUCCCCCAUCACCUCUGUGGAGUCCUUCCGUUUCCUGGGCACCACCAUCACCCAGGACCUCAAGUGGGAGCCGACCAUCAGCUCCCUCAUCAAGAAGGCCCAGCAGAGGAUGUACUUCCUGCUCAGGAAAGCCAAGCUGCCUGCACAGAUGUUGGUGCAGUUCUACACGGCCAUCAUCGAGUCCAUCCUCACCUCCUCCGUCACCGUGUGGUUCGCUGGAGCCACAGUCAGGGACAAACAGAGACUACAGCGCAUUGUGCGCUCUGCAGAGGAAGUGAUCGGCCGCAGCCUUCCAUCGCUGCAGGACCUGUCGUCCUCUCCUCUGCUGCCAUCUGGGAAGGCUCUCUCUCCCCCCAUCCAUUACCAGCGUCCUGGGACAGACCCCUUCAACACUGCCCUGCCCUGUGAUCCCAGCUCAGAGGUACAGACUCCCUCGCAUCCAAGGAAAACAGGCGAACCCACAGGAGUCUUCUAUUUGCUCAUCUGA
Molecule: messenger RNA, 543 nt
Organism: Knipowitschia caucasica
Lineage: Eukaryota; Metazoa; Chordata; Actinopteri; Gobiiformes; Gobiidae
Source: the annotation of a GenBank genome assembly